Molecule: messenger RNA, 1554 nt
Organism: Funneliformis caledonium
Lineage: Eukaryota; Fungi; Glomeromycota; Glomeromycetes; Glomerales; Glomeraceae
Source: the annotation of a GenBank genome assembly
AUGCACCCUUCACAAGGAAAUGAUUCAAAGUAUUCUUUAGGACAGAAUGUAUUGCACACCGUAGAUCCUUUUUCCGUUAUACGUCGAAGUAGUGUUUUGAUCAUUUAUUUAUUAUUUCUUAAUGAUGAGGAUGAUGCAACUUUAACGAGAUUAGGGUGUGGAACUUUUCAUCCAUCAUUUACAAAACCUUUAUUUAAUUACCCAGGUUUUAUUAAAUCUUUAAAUCAAUUUCAAGUACAACAGCAUGUCAGGAAAUAUUUAGAAAAUUUAAUAAGCCCAUUCUAUGAUUUUAAUAAUACAGAGCUAUUGGUUCUCUUUAACACAAUUUGUGAAUUGAUAUUUAAAUUGGUUAUAAGUAAUGACGUUUCUUUAAACAGUUUAUAUUUAAACAUUUGUUAUGAUCCUAAUCUUAGGAUUUCCAAUGAAAUAUGUAAGAAACCAAAAUUCCUUUCAGACAUCAAAUAUUUUACACUAGAUUUUAAUCAUGACGACGAGAUUCCUCAUUUGCCGAAACCUUCUUUCCAAAACUUUUUUGAGUACUUACCAACAGCGAUAACUUCAAACAAGCAUUUUACAAUUUAUUUUAGUUUGGAAGAGAAUAUAUCUAAGAGGAAUCUAGAAUAUUUGAUUCAAUCACAAACGCAACUUUUAUCCCUUACACUUCAUUCUAUAACAACAAAAGUAACUUACAUAUUGAACGCUUUGAAGUAUUGUUCUAAUACUUUAACUUCAAUUAAGUUUAACAAUUGUGAUUUUACAAACAUGUCAUCAUUGAAUGGACUUAACUCCCUUGCACACCUUGAAUCACUUCAUUUCAAAUAUUGCGAGGGGAUAACAGUUCAGGUUUUUCGUCCCUUACUUGACAUUCCUACUCCACUUAAAAUUAAAACUUUAAAAAUAGUUAGUCAAAUAGAGGAAAUUACUCUUAUUCAAUUAUUAUUUCAAAAAAUUGGUUCUUUCCUGGAAAAUUUAGAAAUAAAUCUUUGGAAAGAUACUGAAAGAAACAACGUAUAUGAAAGUAUUAUCAAUUAUUGUGAAAAAAUUCAAUUUCUCCAUUUAUUAGAGAUUGAUCAUGUGGACAUUCCUCAGUUGAUUAAAUUAAUAAUUCACGUUCGCAAACAUCUCAAAUACCUUUCCCUUCAAGUCAAGAAUAAUAGACGUUCAUGUAUUAGUUAUAGGAUCUCGAAAAUUUACGUUAAUGAACCAUUAAGAGUUAGUUCCAUGAUCUUGGAAAAUUUGGGUCAAAUCUUACCAGAUACUUUGAAAUAUUUAGAAUUAAGACUUGAAAUUGAUCCAAUCAACUUGAAAAUCUUUUUGAAUAAUUGCAAACAUAUUGUUGGAUUAAGCAGGUUACUGGUUAUGAAUAAAAACCUUAAUGAUAAUAAGGAUGCUUUUAAAGUCUUGAAAGAAUUUGUAAGGGAGAAAAAGGUGAUGAAUUUUGCAUAUCUUGUUAAUCAUAAUCUUUUUAUUCGUGAAGAUGAGUAUAAAAUAUAUUCUUCUCAAAAGCUUUAUAGUGAUUUGAUUAUGAGAGUUUCGUAUUUUGAAAAUGUUUAA